AUGAAGUUUCCUUGGUCGAAGUCCAGAGAAGUGGACAAGUCAUCGGACUCGGGUGUUCAGGAUAGCCACCUCAGCACUCCUUCAGAACAGCCGCUCUCGACGGAAACUCUUGAUCCCGAGAAGGAACCAAUUUCAAUUGAUUCGAAUGCAGCGGAGCCUGGAACACUCGAGUCGCCGUCAAAUCCAGCAGUCACGCCUCGAGAAGAUAUCUCUGGUGCGGCGCCCACAGAUGAGAAGACCGUGCUAGACACAACCGAAGAAGAAGUAACCCGCAGAGCUUCAACAGCUACCUCGGAUGCAGGCGAACCCGGAGAAGAUGAUGAGUCAAAGUACGCCAAAGGGCUGCCCUUGCAUCUCUUGACGUUCGGCCUGACUCUAUCAACAUUCGUCAUCGCUCUGGACAACACCAUCAUCGCAACCGCCAUUCCGAGGAUAACCACUGUCUUCAACUCCCUGGGCGAUGUCGGCUGGUAUGGCUCCUCGUACCUGCUCACGACGACCUCGCUGCAGCCGUCCUUUGGGAAGAUAUACACCUAUUUCAACGUCAAGUGGACGUACAUGUGCGCCCUGUUUAUCUUCGAGGUCGGCUCCGUGCUGUGCGGUGCAGCGACGAACUCGACCAUGCUGAUCGUGGGCCGGGCCGUGGCUGGAGUUGGGGCUGCUGCGAUAUUCUCCGGCGGCAUGACAAUUGUGGCCUAUUCUGUACCCCUGCGGAAGAGGCCGAUCUAUAUCGGUCUGUUAAGCUCCAUGUUCGGUAUUGCAUCUGUUGUCGGACCGAUUCUAGGAGGAGCGUUCACCGACCGCGUAUCGUGGCGCUGGUGCUUCUACAUCAACCUCCCCAUUGGCGCGAUCGCCAUCGCAGCCGUCUUCUUCUUCUUCAAGAACCCCGAGCGCAGACACAGCAACUUGACCUUGCGGCAGAAGAUCGGCCAGCUCGACCUUCUCGGUGCGUUCUUCCUGAUCUGCGCCAUCGUCUGCCUCUUGUUAGCGUUGCAAUGGGGUGGCGUGACGUACGCGUGGUCUAACUCGAAGGUCUGGGGCUGCAUCCUGGGCUUUGGGCUGUUGAUCAUUGUCUUCACGGGUAUACAGCUGUGGAAGGGCGACCUGGCCACGCUGCCACCGCGGAUCAUGCUCCGACAACGCACCGUGUUCGUCUGCGCGUUCUUCUCCGCCUUCCUCGCCAUGGGCUUGUACACGCACAUCUACUACCUGCCGUUCUACUUCCAGGCCGUCAAGGGCACGACGGCAGAGGAGUCCGGGAUCCGCACGAUCCCGUACCUGGUCAGCAUCACCAUAUCGUCCAUCGUGGUGGGCGCCAGCAUCACCACGUUGGGGCCCUACGUGCCGUUCACCUGGGUGGGCUCGGCCGUCUUCGCCGUCGGGUCGGGCAUGCUGUACAGCCUGAAGGUGCACUCGUCGACGGGGACGUGGAUCGGAUACCAGAUCCUGGCGGGGUUCGGAGCGGGCGCGUGCGUGCAGAUCCCCUUCAUUGCGGUGCAGGUGGUGCUGAACAAGCGAGACAUGCCCGUCGGCAACGCCGUCGCCAUCUUCUUCAACUCACUGGGCGGCGCCAUCUCCAUCUCCAUCGCCCAGAAUAUCUUCUCCAACACCCUGGUCAAGGAAAUCCCCCGCUACACCACGGGAAUUAACCCGCAGACCAUCAUCAUGGCUGGCGCCACCCACAUCCGCGAGGUCACCCCGCCCUCCCAGCUCGCCGGCGUGCUGUACGCCUACAACAUCGCCGUCACGCACUCGUACAUCCUGUCUAUCGCGUGCGCGAGCAUCGCUUUUUUGUUCUCGCUGGGCUUUGAAUGGAAGAGCGUCAAGGGGAAGAAGAUUGAGAUGGGUGGGGCGGCGUAG
Messenger RNA from Cladophialophora psammophila CBS 110553, 1860 nucleotides. RefSeq lists its product as uncharacterized. NCBI's taxonomy places the organism in Eukaryota, Fungi, Ascomycota, Eurotiomycetes, Chaetothyriales, Herpotrichiellaceae. The transcript is spliced from 2 exons. The coding region runs from base 1 to 1860 and encodes 619 amino acids. The record is from RefSeq and is a predicted model, not a curated record. Gene Ontology annotation, molecular function: transmembrane transporter activity. Gene Ontology annotation, biological process: transmembrane transport.